This is a messenger RNA of Trifolium pratense (red clover), 1185 nucleotides long. RefSeq names its product F-box protein SKIP23-like. NCBI's taxonomy places the organism in Eukaryota, Viridiplantae, Streptophyta, Magnoliopsida, Fabales, Fabaceae. The record is from RefSeq and is a predicted model, not a curated record. Gene Ontology annotation, molecular function: protein binding. The transcript has a single exon. The coding region runs from base 70 to 1185 and encodes 371 amino acids.
CUCCCCCUAGGAAACAAACACACUCUUAGUAAUGCGAUUUUUCUUCCUGAAACUUUUUUCACAGCAAACAUGGUAGACUGGUCUAACCUCCCAGGAGAACUAGUCAUACUAAUAUCAGAAAAGCUCGACAGCGAAUUUUACAUCCUUCGCUUUCGAUCUGUUUGUACUACAUGGCGUGGUUUGGUCCCUAAACCUCACAAUUUACCUUACAACUUCCCAAAAAACACCGUAAUCUCAAUCCCUAGUUGCAUCUCCAAACGCAGUUUCUUCCUCAUCAAGCCACACAAUCAAUUUCCAUGGUUGAUCAAAAGCAGCCAAGAUUCACGUCCCAAAACCCGUCUCUGGAAUCCUGUAUCAUUUGACUCAUGUUUCCAUUCUCUGUUUUUUAACUACCUCAACUUCACACAAUUCAAUGUCCUUGAUCUAGGUCAUUACUUUGUCCACCAUUAUUAUUUUUAUCCGGUGAAGUUAGUUGUUGCAACAUGGCAAAGGAAAGAACAACCUCCAUCUCUUCUCACUUUUAACCCUACUGGUCAGCUUGCCAUGUUCCGAAGCGGAGAUCACCAGUUGACGUUGAUCCCUGACGGAACGGGCUACAUUGACAUAUGUGUUUCCAAAGGACGGCCUUAUGCUGUGGCUAGUGAUGGUCGGAUGGUCACAAUUGGACCGGACUACAGUGUGUGCUUGGCUGCGGAACCAAUACUUGGUGGAAACAACUUCAAAUUCUUGGUGGAGUGUGAUGGUGAGUUGUUGCUAGUUCAGUUUGGUGGUGGGGCUUGCUCGCUCAGUUUUUGGGAGCACGAAAAUGAUGUUGAUGACAAUGACUGUAAAAAUGCGGAUCCGAAGAUUGAUGUGUUUAGGCUUGAUAAGAAGAAGAAGAAGUGGGUGGAGUUGACAAGUUUAGGGGAUAAGGUUUUGUUCUUGGGAGAUAAGUGUGGCUUUGCUGUUUCUGCUUCGGAUUUGUGUGUUGCCAAAGGGAACUGUGUGAUCUUUGAGACUAAGGAAGAUAUCCUCAAGCCAUUAGAGUGCGAGAUGAGUGUUUAUCACUUGGAUCAUAAAGGUUGGAUUCAGCCUUUGUCUGAUUAUCUUGGUUAUUCCAAUUUGUUUUGGCCACCCCCAGAUUGGACCGGGUUUCGUGACUUUCAGAAGCAAUUGCUUUCAUUGAAAGGUUUGUGUUGUGAAUAA